Messenger RNA from Aspergillus niger, 1801 nucleotides. RefSeq lists its product as uncharacterized. The transcript is spliced from 3 exons. Gene Ontology annotation, biological process: fatty acid biosynthetic process; secondary metabolite biosynthetic process. Lineage: Eukaryota; Fungi; Ascomycota; Eurotiomycetes; Eurotiales; Aspergillaceae. The annotation marks the transcript as partial. The record is from RefSeq and is a predicted model, not a curated record. Gene Ontology annotation, molecular function: fatty acid synthase activity.
AUGACCGAUACAAUGAAUUCGUUCCGCCGACCUAUUAUGAGAGAAACUACCUUGGGAACCAAUGAUCUCCAGCUGGAAUAUGAUGGGGGCGCCUACGUGCUUCGGGAGAAGCACGAUGCUCCCGAGCCUCACAAAGACUACCGUACGGUUCAGGUCGAGUAUUCGCUUCUUUCCGCAAUCAAAGCCAAUGAUGGCUAUUUCUUCCUGUGCCUUGGAAUCUGCCAGGGUACAUGCGAGAAGGUUCUGUGCUUGUCCACCGAUAAUUCCUCCAUUGUCAGUGUGCCGCAGUCAAUGCUGGUCACCGUGGACAACAACGACCUCAUCGACGCGCAAUUCAUGUCGUUUGUGGUUGCUGAUCUUGUUCGCCAGCAUAUCCUGAGAUUGAGGCCCGCUGUGGGUACACUGCUUAUGUACAAGCCCGAUCCUGGCCUUGUGUCUUUGCUGUCUGGUCGAACGGUUGGCGAGGGUCAGUCGAUUGUGUUCACAACAUGCAAGCCAAGUAAUGCGAAGAGAAGAAACUGGAUCUAUGUACACGAAAGAACUCCUGCGCGCACUAUCGAUGCACUUAUUCCGCGCGACGUUGCGUUGAUUAUCGAUCUAUCUUCCACUGCUGCGUCCAAGUAUGGACUUGGGACCAGAAUUGCCUCAUUGCGACCUCAGGCCGGCCAGAAACUUGGCUUUUCUAAUCUUGUCCACAGCACGGCAUCGCCGAUGUCAACCCCUGUCCCUGAGAGCAUUGGGCUGCUUCUUAAACAAGUCUCGGGGUUUGCACAAUCCCAAAUGAAUGGAGUUCCAGACAGAGCACCGCUCGACACUCUCACUAUUGGAGAAGCCGUGACGAAGCAGCUCCCAGAGUCGAGCCUAGCAUUAAUUCAAUGGGACCCAAAUCAGUCCGUUUCAGUCUUAGUGGAGCCAAUCACCGUGAGGAAUGACCUCUUCCGGAGUGAUAGAACCUACUGGUUGGCGGGCCUGGCGGGAGACAUAAAACAAUCCCUGGCUGAUUUCAUGAUUCAACGCGGUGCGAGGCACAUCGCUCUCAGUAGCCGCAACCCGAUAAUCUGCCCUGAAUGGCAGAAAUUGUGUCAAGCCCGUGGAGCGCACAUCAAGUACUUUACAUGUGACCUGACCCAGUAUGCGUCAGUUCGAUCGACACUCAGCGCGAUCGAAAGCAAGAUGCCUCGGAUUGCCGGCGUUGCUAAUGGUGCCCUUGUGCUUUGCGACACUCCCGUGGCGACGAUGUCCUUCGAUGACCUCCAGACUAGUCCUGAAACCCAAGGUGGACGGCACCGUGAAUCUCGACAGCGCGUUCGCGCACCAUGCGCUGGACUGGUUCAUCGCCUUCUCGUCGAUCGUCGGGACGGCCGGUAACAUGGGCCAGGCGGCCUACUCGGCGGCCAACUGUUUCAUGAAGGCGCUGGUGAACAACCGGCGCCGCCGGGGCCUCGCCGGGACGACUGACAAGGAGGAAACGGAGCGGCUCAUGAACCGCACCGGCACCAUCCCUAUGUUCGAGCCGGAUUUGCAUCAGCUGUUCGCAGAGGCGGUGGUUGCCGGCCUACCGGGGACGGCGCCCGGCUCGGAGCUCAUCACGGGCCUGGCGCCCAUCGGGAUGGCGCAGGCGGAAACUGCCUUCUGGGCCGCCAACCCUAAGUUUGGACUCUUGGUGCGCGAUCAAACCAUCUCCUUGACUGUCUCCACGCUCGGCGAGAAUGGGCUCUCCAUUGCCCAGGUUCCCGUCUGGAUUCAGCUGCAGGAUGCUACCUCGCCGCAGGAGGUGUCGACCCUUAUCCAAGGUAAGUGA